AUGGCCGCUCCGCACCCUCUUGCUUCUAUCCCUACAGGGGUCAGCCUCCCCUUACACUUUGCUCCUGGUAUCGCCGAUCCGUCUCAGGAUGCCAGCAGCUCGAAGAAGAGGAAGCGAUCAGCCAAGGAAGUUAUCGGCCUGCGAUACAACUUCAAGCCAGCAUCCAUCACGCCAGACACCCCCGGAACAAUCUACACGAGCAAUGGCUCUCGGCAGCUCAAGUUCGACCUCGCUGCAGGCGGACAGCAAGUGUUUGACGCACGAGAAGAGGCGGGCAAGAGCCGAGAGUGCGUGAUGAUCUGGGACGAAGCUACCAACUCAUUCACCCUCCAUCCCCUCCACUCAACACUCCACCUAACUCUCAACCGUUCCGCCUCCACUGCCGCUGGAUCCCUCUCCGCUCCCACCCAAGCAUCCCCUCGCCGAACGUCCGUCGCUUCAUCCUCAUCAAGCACCUCCAUCCCUCUCGCAGUUUCCACCGUCGGUACCACUACGGAUACCAAUCCCCCGAAACGCUCUCGGCCGUCCGAGCCCACCGGGGCAGCCGCAGCUCCCGCUCCAGGGAUAACAUCCGCCAACCGCCCCGUCCGAGCUGGAAAGUCACUCCCUCGGAAACAGCCCGCCAAUGCCACUCCUGCAACGGCAACGGCUAAAGGCAGAGGCAAAGCCGGUGCGAGAAAAUCGGUCCCUAUCUCCGCACCGGCACCGGCAGCUUCCAAGUCCAAGAUCAAUGCCAAGGCGAAAGCCCCUGCUACACCUUUCAAAGGAAAGAUCAAGUCGGCGGCGAUCAUUGAGGACUCGGAUGAGGAGGCCGCGGCGUAUGAUGAGGAGAUGGCGGCUGAGGCUGGGGCUGAGACUGAGGCUGGGCCAGAAGUAGAGGAGGACGAGUUUGCGAUGUUGUUGGGGCAGAGUCUGGCGGAUGGGGCGGACGACGAUGCGGAUGCGGAUGCCGACGCCGAUGCCGAGGGGGAAGAUGAAGAAGAUGAGGACGAUGAAGAAGAGGACGAAGAGGACGAUGAUGAGGCUUUGGGAGGGGCAAAGGUGGUCCUGACUGGAGAUGGGUCGGAGUGGCUCUAG
Molecule: messenger RNA, 1077 nt
Organism: Dioszegia hungarica
Lineage: Eukaryota; Fungi; Basidiomycota; Tremellomycetes; Tremellales; Bulleribasidiaceae
Product: RNA polymerase II transcription elongation factor-domain-containing protein
Exons: 3
Coding region: 1-1077 (358 amino acids)
Biological process (GO): positive regulation of DNA-templated transcription; regulation of transcription elongation by RNA polymerase II
Cellular component (GO): super elongation complex
Molecular function (GO): transcription elongation factor activity
Source: RefSeq, a predicted model, not a curated record